Messenger RNA from Leishmania mexicana MHOM/GT/2001/U1103, 840 nucleotides. RefSeq names its product putative cytochrome-b5 reductase. Gene Ontology annotation, molecular function: cytochrome-b5 reductase activity, acting on NAD(P)H. NCBI's taxonomy places the organism in Eukaryota, Euglenozoa, Kinetoplastea, Trypanosomatida, Trypanosomatidae. Bases 1 to 840 code for a protein of 279 amino acids. The transcript has a single exon. The record is from RefSeq and is a predicted model, not a curated record.
AUGUGGAGUACCACGAAGCAGUCGGAGCACUUAGCGGCCAGCUGCGCCAAGAAACCAAUGGAGACGUUCUCCCCCGAUGAGUACAAGCCAUUCAAGUUGAUUUCCUCUCGGUACGAGUCGCACGAUACGCGCCGCUUUUACUUUGCCCUCGAUAGUGCCGAUGAUAGCUUCUUCAUGCCAGUUUCUUCGUGCAUUAUCGCGAAGUACACCGAUGCAGACGGCAAGGACGUUGCUCGACCAUACACCCCCAUUUCCUCUAAUAGCACCAAGGGCCACUUUGAGCUCGUUGUGAAGAAGUAUCCGAAGGGAAAGAUGGGCAACUAUCUGUUCUCCAUGCAACCAGGUGACGAGCUGCUCAUCAAGGGCCCUUUUGAGAAGUUUGCGUACAAGCCCAACAUGUGGAAGCACGUGGGCAUGAUUGCCGGCGGUACCGGCAUCUCGCCGAUGUACCAGGUGAUUCGUGCUGUGCUAGAAAAUCCCAAAGACAAGACAAACAUUUCUCUCAUCUACGCCAACAACCAGCGCCGCGACAUUCUGCUUGCUAACGAGCUAAUUGAGAUGCAGAAGAUCUACAACAACUUCAACAUGUAUUUGACCCUUCUGGAGGUGCCGCACCGGUGGCUAGGCGGUAUCGGCUAUGUGAAUAGUGCCAUGAUAACCACCUUUAUGCCAAAGCCAGGGGAGAAGAACACGAAGAUCCUCGUAUGUGGUCCCCCUCCGAUGAUGCAGGCGAUCAGCGGCGACAAGCUAUUUGAGCCGGGAAAGCCACCGCAGCAGGGCCCGAUAGGCGGGCUACUGAAAGCACUAGGCUAUAAGGAGGAGCAGGUCUUCAAGUACUGA